AUACUAAUUUUGUCAGAGUGCGAGAUGAUGAUUCAAACAAUCGAAUUAAAAAGUCUUCGGGAAUGUCUAAUUCUGUUUGUUGAGUUUCUGGAUUUGAGAUUAUUGCCGGUUUAAAUUCCAUCGUUUCCAGCUUUGUUAAAUUUUUUGCCCAAUAAAUUAAGUUAGAUUUUAUAGCCAUUAUAUAGCUACAAUUGAUUAAUUUUAAUUCUGAGAGGUUUUCUAACAUGCUUAACGAGUUUAACGCAUUUUGGUCCAUAUUUGCAAAACAAAAGUUUUUGAGUUCUAAAACUUUUAAUGAAUCCCUUUGUAUAUAUAGUGAUUUAAAAAUACAAUCUUCAAUAUUCUCAACAUUGGGUAAAUUAGGUGAAUCUAACCUAUUGAUACUUUUUGAUAAUAUCAAAUAACGUAAGUUAUUCUGUUUACUUAUUAAAUGAGAUAAAUGAUUUGCCACAUAGGAAUUGUUAAUAUCUUCAUUAUAA
Rhizophagus irregularis DAOM 181602=DAOM 197198 is the source of this 479-nucleotide messenger RNA. The record is from RefSeq and is a predicted model, not a curated record. NCBI's taxonomy places the organism in Eukaryota, Fungi, Glomeromycota, Glomeromycetes, Glomerales, Glomeraceae.